Cucumis sativus (cucumber) is the source of this 1850-nucleotide messenger RNA. Its product is annotated as B3 domain-containing transcription factor VRN1. Gene Ontology annotation, molecular function: DNA binding. The coding region runs from base 411 to 1634 and encodes 407 amino acids. The transcript is spliced from 5 exons. The record is from RefSeq and is a predicted model, not a curated record. NCBI's taxonomy places the organism in Eukaryota, Viridiplantae, Streptophyta, Magnoliopsida, Cucurbitales, Cucurbitaceae.
UUCAAGUGACAACAAAGUUUAGAACAGGAAGUGUAUUAUUAUUUUUUUUUUGUUAAGAGUAUGUACUUUUCAUACGUAAGCUUUAACAUCUAGUAAUUAAAUGAGUGUAAGGUUAAGAAUAGAAAGAAAUGAACGGACCAUUUUUAAAAGAGAAAACAAAAUAUUUGGUGUCUUUUCAUUUUGCAACAGAAAAAAGAGAGAGAACCAGAAAGUCUGACCCUUCUCCUUCCACACCAUAAUCAUUGCUCUCUCUUCUUUUAAUCAAGACCAAAUCUCCAGGCAGCGGCAAUAUGGUACAGAAUCCUUUGAAGAACACGGAUCUGAUUAUUUGAAAGGGCGCUCCCAUUUUUUAAGAAACCAACUCCAUCUUCCCCACUGAACUUCAUUUCAUUCUCUGCACAUCACUCUCAAUGGCUUCUCCUCCCAAGUUUUUCAAAAUCCUUCUCAUCACUAACGUCGAAGACCCAAAAUUGAUGAUUCCAAGGAUGUUUAUAAAAAGCUAUGGUAAGUUGUUAUCAAGUUCUGUUAUUCUGAAGCUUCCUGAUGGAAGAGAAUGGAAGAUUGGCUUGACAACUUCAGAUAACGGCGCUGUGUGGUUGGAGAAAGGAUGGGAUAAAUUUUCAGAACAUUACUGCUUGGAGUAUGGUUUUUUGUUGGUUUUUAAAUUGUUGAAUAGUAGAGGAACUUCGAGUUUUAAAGUAAACAUAUUUAACACAACAGCAAUGGAAACCGAAUAUUCUUGGAAUGUUAAAGAUUUUACAAAAGAAUUUGAUUCGGAUUCUGAUGGCUCCGAGAGUUUCUGCCCACAUUCGAAGAAGAGGAAUAAGGCUUCGGUUCCUCGUCGUCGACUUAGUAAGAAAACAAGAAAGGAAGACCACUUUUCAAUCAAAACAGAACCUGAAGAAGGAGAAUGCAACAUUUUUAGUGAUAUACCAAAAGAAGAAGUUGAAAUUUCAAGGAGAAUAGAAGAAUUAAAAAACAGAGGGGAAUCAAAUGAGAAACUUGGCUUUAAAGUUGUGAUGAGCCAAUCAAAUGUUGGAGGUAGAUUUAAUUUGGUUAUUCCUAAGGAGUUUGCAGGAAAAUACUUAUCAGAUGAAGUUGGAAGUAUAAGCAUCCAAACUGAAAAUGGUAAAAAAUGGUCACUUUUGUACAAAUGGAGUGAAAGUGAUGAUGAAGUUGCCUAUAUUUCAAGAGGGUGGAGGGAUUUUGUAGAAGAAAAUCUGUUGAAACCAGGGGAUGUUGUGUUCUUUGAACUCAUUAAGAAAGACAAAUUUUUAUUCACCAAAUUACAAGAGAAUAUCACAGUUCCCUCUUCUUCACCAAAGAACAAAACUGCGUCAACCACAAACCCUUUCUUCGAAGUGCAGAUUCACAAGAAAAGUUAUGGGAAUACAGUUCUGAACAUUCCACUGGGUUUUGCAAAUAAGCAUUUUUCACCAGAAAUGCAUCAUGCAAAGCUUCAAGUUUGGAACAAAGAAUGGGAAGUGAAAUUGAAGCAAUAUGUGAAUCACUGCAGAUUCUCAGCUGGUUGGAGUAAAUUUUAUCGUGAGAAUAUGUUGAGAGAUGGGGAAACAUGCUUGUUUGAAAUGGUGAGCAAAAGAAAUUGCAUUUUUAAAGUUUCCAUUUUCAGUUAGCUAUUUACAAACUGAUAUGCUUCAGUCGGACUACUAACUGCUUUUACUAUAUGUUGCUUUUUUUCUUUUUGGGAAUUGUAUUAAAUUUGGAGAAGGGUUUCAUUUUAGUGGAAAGAUGACCUUCUUGGGGGUGAAUUAAUCUGAUAUGUUAAAGUUAGUUGGACCGAAUUGUGUAAUGCAAUAUAUUAUUAAUGUUUUUGUUUUUGUUUCUUGCAA